CAUAAAUUUUCAAUUGGCAAAGCUCUGAUCCAUCCGUUUUAGUAAUUCGUUGACCUUUGACAUUUCACUUAGACAGAUGUGUGCAAGAAAGAAAAACAGCAUGUUGCUUGCUUUUUCCCUCAACGAGAAAAGUCACCCUCUCUUCAAUUCUUCAAUUCUCCUCCCUUUAUAAACCAUAAUUCAUUAAUUCUCUUCUCUCUCAACAACUACUUGUUUAGAGAGAGUCCCACCACCACCACUACCACAAUCCCAAUGGCUUCACCAACUCUUACUCUCCUCCUCCUCCUCACCACCGUCUCCUUCUUCAUCUCCUCCUCCGCAGAUCCUGACAUGCUUCAAGAUCUCUGCGUCGCUGAUCUUCCCUCUGGAAUCAAAAUCAAUGGCUUCCCUUGCAAAGACGCAGCUACAGUCACAUCAGCCGAUUUCUUCUCACAAGGAUUAGCUAAACCAGGUCUUACCAACAACACAUUCGGUGCCUUAGUCACAGGAGCUAACGUUAUGACAAUCCCAGGACUCAACACACUUGGUGUCUCCCUCUCUCGUAUCGACUACGCACCAGGAGGCUUAAACCCACCUCACACCCACCCACGUGCCACUGAGGUCGUUUUCGUCCUCGAAGGAACACUUGACGUUGGGUUUCUCACUACUGCCAAUAAGCUAAUCUCUCAAUCUCUCAAGAAAGGAGAUGUCUUUGCUUUCCCCAAAGGACUUGUCCAUUUCCAGAAGAACAAUGGUGAUGUCCCUGCUUCUGUUAUUGCAGCUUUCAAUAGUCAGCUUCCUGGAACUCAAUCUCUUGGUGCUACUUUGUUUGGUUCUACUCCUCCUGUUCCUGACAACAUCUUGGCUCAAGCCUUUCAGACUUCUCCAGGAACUGUUAAACACAUCAAAUCCAAGUUCCAACCCAAGAAAUGAUCAUCACCCUUCCUUUAUAUUCAUUACUACAGUUCUGUUUUUUUCUAAAGGGAAGAUCUUUUUAUCUUCUUUGAUUUGUCUUCUGUAAUAAAAAAGGAACAAUAACUGAUGAUCUUCAGUGUGCAUUUGAGCUCCAUAGUCUCAUGUAUUCGUCUUCUUGUAUAAUCCAUAUUAUUUUUUGUUCAAAGUUGACUAAAGACAGGUAAGAAGUCGAGGUUGAUCUAAUCUAAAAGCUUUCAAAACAGGUAAGCUAAUUUAUCUGACUUUUCAGAUAAAAUAAUCAACUUGAGAGACUCUUAACGUAUGGGUCUAAUA
Molecule: messenger RNA, 1227 nt
Organism: Arabidopsis thaliana (thale cress)
Lineage: Eukaryota; Viridiplantae; Streptophyta; Magnoliopsida; Brassicales; Brassicaceae
Gene: GLP5
Product: germin-like protein 5
Exons: 2
Coding region: 253-912 (219 amino acids)
Biological process (GO): plasmodesmata-mediated intercellular transport; regulation of root development
Cellular component (GO): plasmodesma; apoplast
Molecular function (GO): manganese ion binding
Source: RefSeq, marked reviewed